AUGGCUUGCGCUCCAAUUAGCAAGAGCUACAUUUUCUUUACCAUCUUCCAUGGUAUCGCCUUUGUUUUUGCCCUAGCAGUAUGCGGUAUCUACGGCAGCGACAUCCAACAUUCUGCGAGAAAUGAAGAGGAUAUCGACCCCAGGAUGGUCUUCGCCGUGGUUCUAGGUUCCAUGUCUACCAUGACGUGUCUAUUAUACCUGAUCCCCGGAUUUCUGUAUAACGCAAACCUCCUCAUGACCUUCUGGGACCUGUUCCUGUUCGUGCUAUGGAUCACAGUGUUCGGACUUUUCGGCAAGCUUUACAUCAACAAGGACGCCGAGGGCGACCGAGACAUUCAGCGCAUGAAGGACGCCGUCUGGGUAGACUUGGUCAACGCGCUGACCUGGCUCUUCCUGGUCAUCGCCACUGCCUGCUACUGGCGCAAGAACCGCAACCGCGAGGACAAGGACAGAAAUGCCCAGCCCUCAAAUGUCUAG
Messenger RNA from Clonostachys rhizophaga, 477 nucleotides. The record is from the annotation of a GenBank genome assembly. Lineage: Eukaryota; Fungi; Ascomycota; Sordariomycetes; Hypocreales; Bionectriaceae.